AUGUCAAUUGAGUUGGAGCAUGCGAUCGGAUGCAACGUGGAGUUCAAGAACGUCUGUCAUCUCCACCCUAAUGGUAAGGAUUACGUGAAGCCCCUGGGUGGAGUAGUCGUUGUUGGCGACUUGAACGACCCACACGAGCAAGCAUUUCUACAGGGCCAUGACGACUUCAUCACCUGCAUGGCUAUAUCUCACGAUGGGCGCCUCUGCGCGACAGGUCAACAGGGCCAGAACGCAGACGUCAUCCUGUGGGAUCUUAAGAUCAAGCAACAGAUGUCGUGUUUCCAGGAGCAAGACCACGGCAUCGACGCACUGUGCUUCUCUCACGAUGACAGGCUGCUUUUCAGUUGUGGCGACAUUGUCGACCAGCGCGUCCUCGUAUACGACACCUCCAGCGGCCUGAUCAUCGCACACAGCCAGCUCUGCCCCAAGCCCACGCUGAGCAUGGUUAGCGGUGGCUUUGUCAGGGACAUCAAGAGGCGAGAGACUCACGAGUACUUGGCAGCGGCCUGUGGGGGGAAAAGCAUCGCGAUGUGGCACCUCGACACCGCGAAGGGCGAGCUGGUGCCCCACCUUGUGAGCGGUGCGGGCAAGGCGACACGCGAUUUCACGUGCAUGACGUUCCUGACGGAUCAGGAGUAUCUGGCCGCUGGGACCACCACAGGUGAUGUGGCCAUCGUUCUGAUGAAGAAUCGGACGCUCCAGGGCUUCGUGCCCGUCUGCGCCGGCGGCGUGCUCAGCGUGGUCUGCGUUCCCGGCCACCAGGCUCGCCUGGUGGUGGGUGGAGGCGAUGGGACGGCCACCAUCACUUCGGGGCCCACGCCGAUGGACAUGAGAGAGGAGAGGCAGAUCCGCCUGGAUGGCCCUCUCUCUUCGAUGUCCCUCAGCCCCGACUGCGGCGAGGUCAUGGCAGUGUCCUCCAGCGGCAGUGCCUUCCGGAUCCGUUGCAAGGACCUGUCGGUUAAGCUGCACAAUCAGUUUUCUUGUGGGGCCAUGUAUGAUGUCGCCUACCCGAUGGGCAUCUCGGACAACUUCCUGACGUGUGGUGCGGACGGCCUGGUGACGCUCUGGGACGCCAACGAUUACAGCGCCAAGCUGCGAUGCCCGACAAAGACGCGCGCUUACCCGACGGCGGUCGCAGGCUCUGAGGACAUCUUCAUCGCUGGAUGCAGCGAUGGGAGGCUGAUGGCUUUCGAUUACCAGCAGGGCCAGAACCUGUGGCACGUCGACAAUGCCCACAAGGGCGGCGUGACCUCGGUGAAGAUCGCUUCCAACGUCCGCUUCGUUGUCUCUGGUGGUGCGGAGGGAGAGCUGCGCGUGUGGGAGAUGAAGAGUAAGGAAAUGGUCACGCAUCUGAAGGAGCAUGUUGGGCGAGUGAACGACUUGAAGCUCUUCCCUAACGACCAGUACGCAAUUUCGGUGAGCCGCGAUCGUUGCCUCUUGACAUGGGACUUGCGCACUGAGAAGAGGCUGACUGCUCACCGAGAAAGGCAUGGUGGCAUCAACUGCUUAGCUGUCGCGUCCGAUCAGACCACCGUGAUCACGGCAGGACAGGAGAAGACGUUGACUUAUUGGGACUUGAGGACAGCCGAUCCCGUGCGCACGAUCGAGCUGGAUGAAGAAGUAUAUAGUGUCAGUCUUUCGCCUGACGACGGGCUUCUUGCAACAGCUGGUACUGGCAUGGUCGUCAAAGUCUGGGAUGUCAAGGCAGGCGCAGAGAGGUCAAGAGGCACUGGUCAUUCCCGAGCUGUCCAGAAGCUAUCCUUCAGUCCAGAUGGGAAGCAGCUUGUCUCGGUCGGCUUUGACCACUCCAUUUUCGUGUGGAACUGCUACGCCUAG
Molecule: messenger RNA, 1836 nt
Organism: Prorocentrum cordatum
Lineage: Eukaryota; Dinophyceae; Prorocentrales; Prorocentraceae
Source: the annotation of a GenBank genome assembly